Molecule: messenger RNA, 593 nt
Organism: Gamsiella multidivaricata
Lineage: Eukaryota; Fungi; Mortierellomycota; Mortierellomycetes; Mortierellales; Mortierellaceae
Exons: 1
Coding region: 16-183 (55 amino acids)
Source: RefSeq, a predicted model, not a curated record
CCUGCGUUGCCGCCCAUGCCAGGACCCUGUGGACCACCUCCUGUCCCAUUGUUGCCUGCAUACGCAGCAGCAGCAGCGGCCGCAGCCAUACGAUACCGUUGUGCCAAAGCUGCUGCCGCCGCUGCCGCUGCAGGAUUCGCCCCAAAUCUGGCGGCGGCUGCUGCAUACGCACCCAUGGCUUGAUAUGGAUCCGCUCCGACCCCAGCGCCACCACCAUAGCCGCCACCAAAGCCGGCGCCACCCAUCAUGCCGCCCAUAGAGUCCAUGCCAAAGUUUCGUCCGCCUCCUCCCAUGUUGGCUCCGUAACCGCCUUGACCGCCUCCAAAUCCUCCGUAGCCACCUUGUCCACCGCCAUAUCCACCCCCACCGUAGCCACCACCGCCACCAGCACCACCAGUACCACCACUACCACCAGUAUUUCUCGAAUCAGUACGAUGCUUGGGCUGGGCUCGCUUGACUUCAAUCUAUCAGCAGAAUGCAGUUACAGGGAUCAUUAAAUUCAAGGCGCCUAAUCCAAGUCUGUGACAAAAACUCGAAUAACAUCUGUUGCAGACAAGGCAUCUAACUUACCGUCUUAUCAUGAAGUGCGAGAU